UGCCUGGCUGCUAGGCAACAUCCCAAGGAUGCAGUAACUCUCCAGAGAAUGAAGAAGUCAGUACAGAAAUGGCUUGGCUUUCCCCUCAGUGUGUAACUUUCCCCAUAACGGCUGAUAUCCAUGAACAGAAUGUGACUUUUCUGAUCUGUGCCUUGGAAAGAAUACCCUCCAAGAUGAGUAUCCUAAAAGAAAUCCUCAUAAAGACUCUCUUUUCACUGGCCAGCAAACCAACAGAUUCCAUGUUCAGCAUUGUCAGCUGUAACAACAAGGUUUUAAAAUGGCAAAAGACUUUGGUGAAAUGUUCCCUUGCCAGUGUUGCUGAAGCAGCAGCCUGGAUCCGAGCCCUUAAGUGUGAGAACGAGGCCAGCGUCUCGAGUGCUAUGGCAGCAGCAUUGGAAGACUCCAGUUGUCAGGCUGUGUAUCUCUUCACCAGUGGGCUGCCUGAGUGGACUGCAGAAGAAAUCUGUGGUCUUCUGAAGGAGGCUGGGCAGGCCCGCCCAUUGCACACUGUAUAUUUAGUAGGAAGUGGAAAGGAGAAUAAAAACAGCUUACAAGAAACACUGGAGAAAAUAGCCAAGGAGUCUGGAGGUUCUUUUCAAAUGAUCACCUACAAUUCUGAUGAAACUGAAGAUCAGAUUAAUCCUGAAGGCACAGCAAGCAUCCAUCAUCCUGAUCAUAUCAGUAAGCACUGCUGCUGCUCUCUGCCAACAGAUCAUCACACGACUACAUGUUCUCCUUUGGGGAUGUGGAGCCUGGAUUCCCCUCCCUCACUGCUGAGGAGCACUGCAAAGGAGGAUUUCGUGGACCAGUUCCCAAAGACUAAUGACUUGCAGAGAGGGAUCCGAGUCCUGGCCAGAAAAAAGACAGAUGGGUAUUUCUAUCUAGGUUGUGUCGUCCGGCAUGUGAAGGGCUCCAGAGAACAUGUUCUAAUUGUGUUUGAGAGAUCUAAAAAGUCUCCCAACGCUAAGGCUGAGUGUCGCACGCAAGAAACACCACUCUACGAUGUCAUCCAUCAUGAAGAUGCCAGGUGGCAGCCAGUGGCUCCAGGAGACAGAGUCCUAGCUCCAUGGGAGAAGAAAGGUGAACGAUAUGGCCCAGGCACUGUCCUUCAGGUCACAGAGAGUGCUUCAUCUCAUUCAGCCUUUAAAAACAGUAAAGUGCUGGUAAAUUUCUGGAAUGGUCAGACUAAGGAAGUGCCGUCAGAUAAGGCAGUGAGGAUCCCUCUUCCUCUGAGUGAACGCAUCGUCCUUGAGCUCCAGAUGCCAUUAGCAGCCAGGCAGACGCUGGUGGAGCAGAACCCACAUUAUCCCUACACUGUGCCGCCUGGUUACCGAGCAUCAGGAUCUUGCCAGCAGAACCAUUUGGAAUGCAUUUGUUGGAGUGAUGCUUUGAAGGUCCUGCAUGGCAGCGCCACCUGCUGUUCUCCCCACAUGCCCCUCUGCCACUUCUGCUUUCCAGCUGGGGACCAUAUUAGGUCCCCAAUAACUUCACCACAACUAGAUGGUACCUUGAUCCCAGGAACUAGUAUGACCAAGGAGGAACUGAAUAGGAAGAUAGAAGAGCAGCUGUCAAGAGGGAGGCUGCCAGUGUUGGAAGGUCACGAGAACGAAGGUGGCAGGAAGUUGACGGAAGAAAAGAACUUGGCAGACUUAACGUACCAUAAAGAGUCGGAAAGCAAAGUUACACUACCCAACCAGUCUCAUCAGAAGGAGAGAGCUUUAGAAGAUCUGAGAGAAGGCACUGGCACCACAGUUGACGUAGCUGUCAACACGGACAAAUGCAUACCUUGGCAAACACAGAAAGCCUUUCCCCAGUCCGAUAUGAAUGAAACUUCAGCCCGUCCCUCCCACCAGAGCCCGCCUAGGAAACGCUUUGUUGCAGACACUCUCCCAGUCCACGCUGCAUUUGAAUGGGCGGACCAGUCAUUGAAGGAAGACAGUUCAGCUAUUGAAUCCAUUUUGCACAUGAGGAGGAGUUACAGUGCACCAGCCAUACAGCGCCCAGCAGCGAAAUUGGCAUCUCCAGACAGUCAAAGAGAAACAGCGAGGAUAGAGUUUAAACGUCACAUGUGGGAGCAGAGACAGCUCAAGGAGGAGCAGAAGCAGCAGGAGGAACGCAUGCGAAAAGAGCUACUGCGCGACAAGAAAAGGCACCAAUUGCUCCAAAGAAGCUGGCACCUCUCCGCAAAGCAGCAGCAGAACAGCGAGAAGACCCUGCAGCGCCUGGGACAGCUGCAGGUUGCUAGAGCAGAGAGGAUAAGGCAGGAGUCCUGCUUGCAGGAGGAGGCAGAGAACAGAGAGAGUCAAAGGCUGGAGUUCUUAAAGGCACAGUGCAGGCAGAGAGAUAAGCAGCUGACAGAACACAAUCAAAGUGUUGAUGAUCACAAGAACAAAAGGCUGGAGCUGCUCAGGAACAGAAUGCAAUUUGUGCAGAAGAAUCUGAAAGCUGCAGAGAAGGAACAGGACACCAAGGAGAAGGAGAGGGCAGCUGCCAAAUGGCGAGAGUUGCAAAAGCGAGAGUUGACAUCCCAGAGGGUAGAAAAGAAGAGACAGGAAACCCUGGACCUCCAACGCUAUCUCAGAGAGCAGAGCCUCCUGAUGCUCCGAGCCUCUUUGCUGUCAUAGAGAUGCUGCCAUUGCAACAAACGAGCCUUUGGAAACAUUCAUAUGUGUACCACUCAGCACGCUGCUGAGGAUAGUGACAACCAGGGCUUUUUUUCAGGGGGAACGUGGGGAACAGAGUUCUGGAACCUCUUGAAAAUGGUCACAUGGCUGGUGGCCCCGCCCCCUGAUCUCCUAACAGAGGAGAGUUGAGAGGGCAAUCUCAACUCCUCUCUGUCUGGAGAUCAGGGGGCGGGGCCACCGGCGAUGUGACCAUUUUCUCUGAGGGCAACCCACUGAGUUCCACCACCUUUUUUCCCAGAAAAAAAGCCCUGGUGACAACAGUCCACUGAGUCUGUGUACAGACUGUGUCUUAGAGAGACCUGAGAAGUGGACCAUCGUCCUAUAUAGUACUAGCAUUCUUUUAUAGCAUCCAGUCCUAAUUGUAGUAAAAUCAAAUUGCUGGGUUUUCAUGAUGUACAUUAGAAAAGUCAAAACUCGCCCCAAAGCAUAACCAAAGUAUAUCUUAUGAACAAGUGGCUAGUUAGUUGAGUAGCCAUGUUGGUCUGCAGUAGAACAGCAGAAUUUGAGUCCAGUGGCACCUUAGAGACCAACAAGAUUUUCGGAAUGUAAGCUUUCGAGAGUCAGAGCUCCCUUUUUCAGAUACGUGUAGGAAUGGAGAUCCUGGGAUCUUUCAGGAGUUCUAUCUCUCGAAAGCUUACACUCAGAAAAUCUUGUUGGUCUCUAAGGUGCCACAGGACUAAAAUCCUUAUGAACAUGUGAAGCUCAGACCAUUGGACCAUUUAACCCAGGGUGUCUUCUGGAGGUAGCUCAGUUGCUAAAAUGUAACUAGGGUAUCCCCUAGACUAUCCUGGAAAAAAACGAGAAAAUAUGUUCCAGGCCUUUUUAAAAAAGCUUUUAUUCUAUAGGAUUUUUCUGUUGCUUAGCUGAUAACUUCAUUUUAAAAAUUGUUAAAGCCUUAUAUGACUUGGGACCGGCAUACCUUAAGGUCUGCCGUCUUCCAGAUGAGCCUACCCAUUCUCUCUAGUUAUCUUCAGUGGCCUUCACCAUCUGAGGCAAGACAGAGGGCAACUCAAGAAAGGCUCCUCAGUCAUGACGCUUAAACUUUGGAACUCCCUCCCCAGGGAGAUUUGUCUGUCCUCCCUCUACUGCUGUCUUCCAUUAAGACUUUUUUGUCUUUAAUACUCCCAGUGACAGUUAUUGGCCUUCCUCUCUGUUUGUAAGUUUAUUCAGUUUUUAUACUAUUUUAAACAUGAUUUUGAAUUUAAAUUGUUUGAACCAUUUUAAAUUGUUUUUUAGUGUUUUAAUGUUCGCUGGCUUGGGGAGUCUAUUUUGGGUAGAAAAAUGGGAUACAAAUGUUUUAAAGAAAUACAUUUCUGGUAGGUUCUAGAACAGAACAAAACUUGGUAUGGUAACAUGCUGAGGGGAGGGAGGACUAGCUCAGUUUAUUUUCCAUUACUCUGAAGUAGCUCUCACUGGAGAAAAGAUUGGUGCCCCCUGAUCUAACCCCAUACUCUCUGCUGUGUUCUACUGAUCUGAAGUCACAAAGCAUGUUAUGCCAGCAUCACAAGGAUGUUAAAUUGGUGAUGGUGUUACAGGAACUGCUCUUUUGAAUGGGGAAUUAGCUUAGCAGUCCAGAACUAAAUUUAGCACGGAUCUAACCAUCUAUACCAAGGUCCCUUCUCCAGACGCUCACGUA
This is a messenger RNA of Eublepharis macularius, 4320 nucleotides long. RefSeq lists its product as uncharacterized. NCBI's taxonomy places the organism in Eukaryota, Metazoa, Chordata, Lepidosauria, Squamata, Eublepharidae. The record is from RefSeq and is a predicted model, not a curated record. The transcript has 12 exons. Bases 69 to 2624 code for a protein of 851 amino acids.